Molecule: messenger RNA, 2123 nt
Organism: Aspergillus fijiensis CBS 313.89
Lineage: Eukaryota; Fungi; Ascomycota; Eurotiomycetes; Eurotiales; Aspergillaceae
Product: HECT-type E3 ubiquitin transferase
Exons: 5
Coding region: 193-1836 (547 amino acids)
Biological process (GO): protein polyubiquitination; protein monoubiquitination; proteasome-mediated ubiquitin-dependent protein catabolic process
Cellular component (GO): cytosol; ubiquitin ligase complex; nucleus
Molecular function (GO): ubiquitin protein ligase activity; cyclin binding; ubiquitin conjugating enzyme binding
Source: RefSeq, a predicted model, not a curated record
CUGGGCUCCCAAUCACCACCAACUUCACUUAUCAACCCUCUAAAAAAAACUUGUGCACAGACAGCAUUAAAUCAUAACGUCACCACCACUAUCAAUCGCUCUACUAACACAAAAGCAUACUAACUAUAAGAGAUCUCAAUACAGCAAAACCGGGGAACCACACCCCCCCCUUCUUUCGGCACAAGAGAAAAGAUGCAACCAACACCAGGGACAGCCGAGGACGAGGACCAGAAGAACCCUCUGAUCUACCUCCAUGCCGAACUCCUCCCGCACAUCCGUCACAUCACCCUCUAUGUCUCUGUUCCUGCUGAGGACAGCGACGCCCAUGCCCAAUCGCAAGACACCUGUCCUAAAUCAGCGAAGGAAACAAAGGGAGGAGAUAUGCAAAUCACACUCUCCGAGUCCCGGCGCGCGGUGUCGGUGUCAGUCCCACCGGCGGUCUCGCCACAACUGCCGGAGAACCGUGGCGAUGAUGCUUCUCCCGAAACAAGAGCAGCGAUGGACGCGGAACCCGAAACGGAAACGAUGAAACUCCCCGCGCGCGUCACGGAGGCCGCACGAUAUGUGCUUCGCGCCCCGCAGUGGCAGCGUACUUCUUCUGAGGGGAGGAGGCGGGAGGCGUCGUUUCGGAUGCAGGUUGUUGGGGAGGGUACCGGUGAUCAGACAAAUGGGACUGGAUUGUUGGCGGGGAGGGGCGGGGAUGAGGAGCUGGGGGGCGGGUUUGUGCCGUGGAGGGCGCCGGAUAUGCGGCCGGGGACGCGGGUCAGGUGUCGUCGGUGUGAGAGCGUGGUUCUGGAUCAACCUGCGCGAUCGGCGGAGGGGUGGGUGUGGAAGGACCUGCCCAGUGGGAAUUGGGCGGAGAUGAUGGAUUUUUGGCAUUGUCAUAAGCCGGAUCCUGAGGGUGGUCAUGAGCAUGGAGAUGGUGAGGGUGAGGGCGGGCUUGAUGCCGGGGAGCAGCAACAACGGCAGCAGCAGCAGCAGCAGCAGCAGCAGGGUGCGAAAGCAGGUGGGGGAGGUCGAUCGGAAGAUCCGAAUGCAACGGUCAAAGGGUAUGGAGCUGCGAAUCAGGUCGUGGCUACUGUGGGCACGAUCCUGGUGGAUGUCGCGGCUUUUCUGGUGGCGGUGAAGGAUUGUUGGGGGGUGAUGAAGGUGCAAGAGAAGCAGGAAGGGGGGACAACUAAUGGCUCUUCCUCGGAAGGCUUCGUUGUGGGAUCAAGGCUGGCGCCCUCGCAUAAAGUUCCUUCGUUGUCUUUUGGUCCCGAGUUCAAUGGGAGUCGACGUGAUCAUGGCGAGGACCCGGACUCCGAUGAUAUCCGCUGCUGCAAUUGUAAUACAUUACUCGGCCAGGUCGAUCCUACAGCCCAAGGCUGGAGACUCUUCAAGACCGCUAUCUCCGCAACAAAGACGAAAACUGAUACUGGUACCGAGCAAAUGGAGUGGGAAUCCUACUCCAUCGAGGUCAUCAUCGCCGCCCAACUCCUGGAGCUAGUCGAACGAGAAAGCGCUCGUCGCUUCGUCGUGCACUGCGGACAUAGCAGUGGAUUGUUGAUCUGGGUCUUCAACCCCGACAUGCGGUAUUCCAACUCGAGCGCCCACCACAGCAUCGCCGCCCAACGAGCGAUGAAGGUCUUCUUCCAGCCUCUCCACAAUGUGGAGCAGACGCUGCACCCGGAGGUCGGCAAGCCGUCGACCACGCUGGCGUUGGAGGAGGUGCGGCUGCCGGAGGAGACGUAUCAGACUUUCGAGGAGGUGCUGCACCGGAGGAAUGCGAUGCUGCCCGUGUCGGCGAGGGUGUUUAGGGAGUGGAGGGUAGGGAUUUUGCAUCGGUUGCAGUGAUGUUGAGGGUUUAUGUCCUUGUUGGAAGGGAGGAAGGUGUGGAUUUUGUAUAUUGUGGAUGGCUGCUGAGGUUAGUUAGGGGAUGUUACGAUCCCGUUCUCAUAUUUGCUGGUUGCAUUUAGAUACGAUAUUGGUGUUUGGUGACUGGUAUGGAUACAAUAGGACCCAGGAAACCUCGUGUACUCUGGGCGUCCUGGCUGAUGUCUUGACUGGUUGAGGAGACCUUGAGCAGGCUUUCACUUGGAAGGCUAUUCGCAGGCCAUAAUAGAAUUAAGUCUUAAAGAUGC